AUGCGUCGCGAGCGUCGCAUCGAGCCGACGUCGUUCGACGCGAUCGUCGUCGGCACGGGCCUGCCCGAGUCGCUGCUGGCGGCGGCGCUGUCUCUGGCGGGGCGGCGCGUGCUGCACGUGGACUGCUCCGGCUUCUACGGGUCGCACUGGGCGUCGCUGCCGCUCGACCAGCUCGCGCAGUGGGCGGCGAGCGGCGGGCGCAUUCCGCCUCCGGGGGAGAACGAGGACGCGCAAACCAACGGGUUUGCGGACGACGACGACGAGCGCGGGGAGGAUGAGCGGAGAGCAGAUGGGGAAAGCGCGGAGGGGGACGGCGGAGUGCUGAGCGGCGAGGAGGGUGCAGGACGGGGAGACGGGGAGGCGAGUGCGGAGGGGAGGCAGGAGGGAGAAAACGAAGGCGUGGGCGCAACUGAAGAUGGCGCGCGCACGAACGGGGACUCAGACGCGGGCGCGGCGGGGGGGGAAGAUGCAGUUUCCGGCGCAGGCACAGACGCAGGGGCAGAUGCAGUCGCAGGCGCGGGCGAGGCGUCACUGGAGGAGCGCGUGCGGGGGGGGGCGGUGAGGGCGGUGGCGCUGGGGUCGUCGGAGGACGGCGCGCUCUACUCGCGCGUGUCCACCGCCACGUGGCUGCCACGCGCCUCCCACGAGCCCUUCCACCCCGCGCGCCUGCCGGUGGAGCUGGGCGAGGCGCGGCGCUAUGCGGUGGAUCUGGCGGGGCCGCGCGUGGUGAUGUGCGGCGGGGACGCCGUGCGCGUGCUCGUGCGCUCCGGCGCGCACCACUACGUGGAGUUCAAGGCCGUGCAGGCCCUGCACUGCUGGCAGCGGGGGGCGGACGGGAAGGCGCGCGGGGAGAGUGGUGCACAGGGGCAGGGCGGUGGGGCGGAAGGGGGGCUGGUGCGGGUGCCGACGAGUCGGGGCGACGUGUUUCAGGACCGGCAGCUGCCCCUGGCGGACAAGCGCCGCCUCAUGCGCUUCUUCCACUCCGCCUCCCCCCUCUCCGCCCCCCCUCGCCCCCCUGCCCCCGCUGCUGCCACUGCUGGUGGCGGUGGUGGCGCGAGGGAAGGCGGGGACGAGGGAAGUGGGCAGGUGGGGGCGGAGGGGAAGGAGGGGAAGGAGGAGGGGAAGGCGGCGAGUGGCAGCGAGGCGGAGGGGGAGGGGACCCCAUGGCCCUCUGGUCCACACUGCUUGCCCUCGUGCCUGCUCACCCUCGUGCCUGCUCACCCUCGUGCCUGCUCACCCUCGUGCCUGCUCACCCUCGUGCCUGCUCACCCUCGUGCCUGCUCACCCUCGUGCCUGCUCACCCUCGUGCCUGCUCACCCUCGUGCCUGCUCACCCUCGUGCCUGCUCACCCUCGUGCCUGCUCACCCUCGUGCCUGCUCACCCUCGUGCCUGCUCACCCUCGUGCCUGCUCACCCUCGUGCCUGCUCACCCUCGUGCCUGCUCACCCUCGUGCCUGCUCACCCUCGUGCCUGCUCACCCUCGUGCCUGCUCACCCUCGUGCCUGCUCACCCUCGUGCCUGCUCACCCUCGUGCCUGCUCACCCUCGUGCCUGCUCACCCUCGUGCCUGCUCACCCUCGUGCCUGCUCACCCUCGUGCCUGCUCACCCUCGUGCCUGCUCACCCUCGUGCCUGCUCACCCUCGUGCCUGCUCACCCUCGUGCCUGCUCACCCUCGUGCCUGCUCACCCUCGUGCCUGCUCACCCUCGUGCCUGCUCACCCUCGUGCCUGCUCACCCUCGUGCCUGCUCACCCUCGUGCCUGCUCACCCUCGUGCCUGCUCACCCUCGUGCCUGCUCACCCUCGUGCCUGCUCACCCUCGUGCCUGCUCACCCUCGUGCCUGCUCACCCUCGUGCCUGCUCACCCUCGUGCCUGCUCACCCUCGUGCCUGCUCACCCUCGUGCCUGCUCACCCUCGUGCCUGCUCACCCUCGUGCCUGCUCACCCUCGUGCCUGCUCACCCUCGUGCCUGCUCACCCUCGUGCCUGCUCACCCUCGUGCCUGCUCACCCUCGUGCCUGCUCACCCUCGUGCCUGCUCACCCUCGUGCCUGCUCACCCUCGUGCCUGCUCACCCUCGUGCCUGCUCACCCUCGUGCCUGCUCACCCUCGUGCCUGCUCACCCUCGUGCCUGCUCACCCUCGUGCCUGCUCACCCUCGUGCCUGCUCACCCUCGUGCCUGCUCACCCUCGUGCCUGCUCACCCUCGUGCCUGCUCACCCUCGUGCCUGCUCACCCUCGUGCCUGCUCACCCUCGUGCCUGCUCACCCUCGUGCCUGCUCACCCUCGUGCCUGCUCACCCUCGUGCCUGCUCACCCUCGUGCCUGCUCACCCUCGUGCCUGCUCACCCUCGUGCCUGCUCACCCUCGUGCCUGCUCACCCUCGUGCCUGCUCACCCUCGUGCCUGCUCACCCUCGUGCCUGCUCACCCUCGUGCCUGCUCACCCUCGUGCCUGCUCACCCUCGUGCCUGCUCACCCUCGUGCCUGCUCACCCUCGUGCCUGCUCACCCUCGUGCCUGCUCACCCUCGUGCCUGCUCACCCUCGUGCCUGCUCACCCUCGUGCCUGCUCACCCUCGUGCCUGCUCACCCUCGUGCCUGCUCACCCUCGUGCCUGCUCACCCUCGUGCCUGCUCACCCUCGUGCCUGCUCACCCUCGUGCCUGCUCACCCUCGUGCCUGCUCACCGUUGUGCCUGCUCACCCUCGUGCCUGCUCACCCUCGUGCCUGCUCACCCUCGUGCCUGCUCACCCUCGUGCCUGCUCACCCUCGUGCCUGCUCACCCUCGUGCCUGCUCACCCUCGUGCCUGCUCACCCUCGUGCCUGCUCACCCUCGUGCCUGCUCACCCUCGUGCCUGCUCACCCUCGUGCCUGCUCACCCUCGUGCCUGCUCACCCUCGUGCCUGCUCACCCUCGUGCCUGCUCACCCUCGUGCCUGCUCACCCUCGUGCCUGCUCACCCUCGUGCCUGCUCACCCUCGUGCCUGCUCACCCUCGUGCCUGCUCACCCUCGUGCCUGCUCACCCUCGUGCCUGCUCACCCUCGUGCCUGCUCACCCUCGUGCCUGCUCACCCUCGUGCCUGCUCACCCUCGUGCCUGCUCACCCUCGUGCCUGCUCACCCUCGUGCCUGCUCACCCUCGUGCCUGCUCACCCUCGUGCCUGCUCACCCUCGUGCCUGCUCACCCUCGUGCCUGCUCACCCUCGUGCCUGCUCACCCUCGUGCCUGCUCACCCUCGUGCCUGCUCACCCUCGUGCCUGCUCACCCUCGUGCCUGCUCACCCUCGUGCCUGCUCACCCUCGUGCCUGCUCACCCUCGUGCCUGCUCACCCUCGUGCCUGCUCACCCUCGUGCCUGCUCACCCUCGUGCCUGCUCACCCUCGUGCCUGCUCACCCUCGUGCCUGCUCACCCUCGUGCCUGCUCACCCUCGUGCCUGCUCACCCUCGUGCCUGCUCACCCUCGUGCCUGCUCACCCUCGUGCCUGCUCACCCUCGUGCCUGCUCACCCUCGUGCCUGCUCACCCUCGUGCCUGCUCACCCUCGUGCCUGCUCACCCUCGUGCCUGCUCACCCUCGUGCCUGCUCACCCUCGUGCCUGCUCACCCUCGUGCCUGCUCACCCUCGUGCCUGCUCACCCUCGUGCCUGCUCACCCUCGUGCCUGCUCACCCUCGUGCCUGCUCACCCUCGUGCCUGCUCACCCUCGUGCCUGCUCACCCUCGUGCCUGCUCACCCUCGUGCCUGCUCACCCUCGUGCCUGCUCACCCUCGUGCCUGCUCACCCUCGUGCCUGCUCACCCUCGUGCCUGCUCACCCUCGUGCCUGCUCACCCUCGUGCCUGCUCACCCUCGUGCCUGCUCACCCUCGUGCCUGCUCACCCUCGUGCCUGCUCACCCUCGUGCCUGCUCACCCUCGUGCCUGCUCACCCUCGUGCCUGCUCACCCUCGUGCCUGCUCACCCUCGUGCCUGCUCACCCUCGUGCCUGCUCACCCUCGUGCCUGCUCACCCUCGUGCCUGCUCACCCUCGUGCCUGCUCACCCUCGUGCCUGCUCACCCUCGUGCCUGCUCACCCUCGUGCCUGCUCACCCUCGUGCCUGCUCACCCUCGUGCCUGCUCACCCUCGUGCCUGCUCACCCUCGUGCCUGCUCACCCUCGUGCCUGCUCACCCUCGUGCCUGCUCACCCUCGUGCCUGCUCACCCUCGUGCCUGCUCACCCUCGUGCCUGCUCACCCUCGUGCCUGCUCACCCUCGUGCCUGCUCACCCUCGUGCCUGCUCACCCUCGUGCCUGCUCACCCUCGUGCCUGCUCACCCUCGUGCCUGCUCACCCUCGUGCCUGCUCACCCUCGUGCCUGCUCACCCUCGUGCCUGCUCACCCUCGUGCCUGCUCACCCUCGUGCCUGCUCACCCUCGUGCCUGCUCACCCUCGUGCCUGCUCACCCUCGUGCCUGCUCACCCUCGUGCCUGCUCACCCUCGUGCCUGCUCACCCUCGUGCCUGCUCACCCUCGUGCCUGCUCACCCUCGUGCCUGCUCACCCUCGUGCCUGCUCACCCUCGUGCCUGCUCACCCUCGUGCCUGCUCACCCUCGUGCCUGCUCACCCUCGUGCCUGCUCACCCUCGUGCCUGCUCACCCUCGUGCCUGCUCACCCUCGUGCCUGCUCACCCUCGUGCCUGCUCACCCUCGUGCCUGCUCACCCUCGUGCCUGCUCACCCUCGUGCCUGCUCACCCUCGUGCCUGCUCACCCUCGUGCCUGCUCACCCUCGUGCCUGCUCACCCUCGUGCCUGCUCACCCUCGUGCCUGCUCACCCUCGUGCCUGCUCACCCUCGUGCCUGCUCACCCUCGUGCCUGCUCACCCUCGUGCCUGCUCACCCUCGUGCCUGCUCACCCUCGUGCCUGCUCACCCUCGUGCCUGCUCACCCUCGUGCCUGCUCACCCUCGUGCCUGCUCACCCUCGUGCCUGCUCACCCUCGUGCCUGCUCACCCUCGUGCCUGCUCACCCUCGUGCCUGCUCACCCUCGUGCCUGCUCACCCUCGUGCCUGCUCACCCUCGUGCCUGCUCACCCUCGUGCCUGCUCACCCUCGUGCCUGCUCACCCUCGUGCCUGCUCACCCUCGUGCCUGCUCACCUACCCACGCCACGCCACCUGUACGGCACGGAGGCGGGCAUGAUGGUGGCGCUGUACGGCAUGGGCGAGCUCGCCCAGGCCUUCUGCCGCCUCGCUGCCGUCAAAGGCGCCCUCUAUGUGCUGCGUCGGCCAGUGGCGUCUCUUCUAGUGAAUGCACACACGGGGCGGUGUGAGGGAGUGGCGUUGGAGGACGGGCAGCUGCUGGGCUCGCCCCUCGUGCUCCUCGGCCCCUCCUUCCUCCCCAACCCACUGCCCCCCGCACCAUCCGCCGCACCACCCGCAGCACCACCCUCAGCAGAGCCCGCAGCAGUGAGCGGCAGUGUUGAAGCACGUGGGAGCGCAGCAGGUGGCAGUGACACGUGUGUGGGUGGGGUAGGGACGAGCCCAGGCGUGGCGGGGUCUCAGUCUCACGGUGGCGGUGGCGGCGCUGGUGGUGGUCUGGACAGCGCAGGCAAGACAAGUGCCGGAGGGGAGAGGGGGGAAGAGGAGGAGGAGCAGGGGGAGGGGGUGGUGGCGCGCUGCAUUUGCAUCACCGACGGUUCCCUGCAUCAACACAUGCACACUCUCGUUGCUGUGCUGCCGCCCACAUCACUGGCACCAGGGCGUCCGGAGCAGCCAGUGAGAGUGUGCCAGCUGUCAUCGCAAUGUGCUGUGUGCCCCCAAGGGAAGUACCUGCUGUAUCUCUCCACCCGCUGCCUCCCCUCCCACUGCCCUCGCGCCCUGCUGCUGCCCGUGCUUGCUGCCCUCACUUCAUUGCCACACUCCUCCCCCACCACUCAUUCUGCUGCUGCUGCUGCUGGAGGUGUGAGUGAGGGGGGUGGCAGGAGCAAGCAAGCAGAGGGAGUGGGUGCGGAGGAGAAUGGGGAGAGAGGGGUGGGCGGGCAGGGGGGAGGAGAGGGAGAUGAAGGAGGGGAGGAAACGGCGUCAUCCAACCGUAUGGUAUCAGAGCAGGUGGGGUCAGAGGCGGGGGCGGGCGAGGAGCAUGGAGAGGAGGCAGCGGGGAAGGGGAGGCCCACUGCGCUGUGGGCUGUGUUCUUCUCGCAACGCCUGCUGGACACCCGCAGUGUGCAGGUGCCGGAGGGCGUGUUUGCAUGCAGUGCUCCGAGCGACUCCCUGCACCUGCAGUCAGUGGUCGAGGAGGCCCAGCAGAUCUUCACGCGCAUUGCCCCCGGGGAGGAGUUCUUCCCCACCCGCCUGGAUGAGGAGAGGGAUGAUGAGGCACACGGGUUUGACAAAGGUAACUCGGAGGAGCAUGCCAAUGGGGACGGGGAUGGGCAUGGGCAUGGGGAUGGGGAUGAGCAUGGAGAUGAGAGGAGGGUCUAG
Molecule: messenger RNA, 6432 nt
Organism: Closterium sp. Yama58-4
Lineage: Eukaryota; Viridiplantae; Streptophyta; Zygnematophyceae; Desmidiales; Closteriaceae
Source: the annotation of a GenBank genome assembly